AUUAAUUUAUAUUAGAAAUGGACCAAUCAUAAUCCGACUAAUAAGAAAAUCAAGUUAAUACAAAAAGUGAAUAGACAGAAGCUUAAUAGUAGUAGGACAAAGUGGAAUUACAAAAGGAUAAAGAAAAAUGCUUAGAAAUAAAAAACAAAGCCGGAUAAUUGUUUAACGAAUAAAAGUUUAAAGAGGCUGCAGUUGUCUACUAAGAAGCCAUUGAUUAUUGUCCUUUAGAAGAUUCAAAUAUGUUAUGUAUCUUAAAUUCAAAUAUUGCUAUUUGUUUAAUUAAUCAAUCUAAUUUUAAAAGUGCUAUUAAACAAUGCUCAAAAGCACUUGAAUACAAUCCUGAAUUUGUUAAGGCUUUAUUUAAUAGAGCAGAAUGUUAUGAAAAAACAGAUUAAUUGGAAGAGGCAUUAGAUGGUAUUGUUUAAAGAAUAUUCUAGAUUAUAAGAAAUUAAAGGGAUUAUAACCUAAGGAUUAUUUUAUUUAGAAAAAGUUCAUUGAUUUAGAUUUGAAAGUUUAAGACUUCGUAGAAAAAAGAAAGAAUGAUGCCAUGAAGAGAAUAAAAAAUUAAGCAUUAUUAGGAUAAUUAGGAUUAAAUUCAGAUAAUGUUUAAUUAGAAUAGAAUGCAGAUGGAACAUUUAAUUUUUCAUUUUCAUAAUAAUGAUUCAAAAAAUUCAUUUUUAAAUGAUUAAUAUAGUAUAAUAG
This is a messenger RNA of Paramecium sonneborni, 702 nucleotides long. The record is from the annotation of a GenBank genome assembly. Lineage: Eukaryota; Ciliophora; Oligohymenophorea; Peniculida; Parameciidae.